Suillus bovinus is the source of this 1136-nucleotide messenger RNA. Its product is annotated as kinase-like domain-containing protein. The transcript has 8 exons. Gene Ontology annotation, molecular function: protein serine/threonine kinase activity; ATP binding. The record is from RefSeq and is a predicted model, not a curated record. Gene Ontology annotation, biological process: protein phosphorylation. Bases 124 to 993 code for a protein of 289 amino acids. Gene Ontology annotation, cellular component: cytoplasm. Lineage: Eukaryota; Fungi; Basidiomycota; Agaricomycetes; Boletales; Suillaceae.
CCCAGGUGCCACAUAGCCUUCGAAUAGUUUCAGCGCUUGCUUAUCUCUAGCCUUCCGUCUGGCUCUGUGACCCACGACAGAGGUGCACAACGAUGGCUCAUAUCUUUUGUCUGAAGGUUCGAUAUGAUCCAGGACAAAUCGACAGAGGUUCCUCGGUCAUGCAUUUUCAGAUAUGAUACUUAUCCUCAUUUCAUCGGUGAUUGGAGCGAUGUCUACCGAUGUGGUAUGGUUUGGAAGUCCCAUGGAAAAAUAGAGGUGGCUAUCAAAUCAUUGAGGAUCCUCGGUUCAAGCAAAAAAGCGAUAAGGGCAUUGCGCAAGAGGAUAUACGGCGAAGUGCGCGUGUGGACAACAUUGCAUCAUAAGCAUGUACUUCGCCUUUUUGGGACGACCUCGGGAUUUGGACCACUCCCCGCAUUCAUAACUCCCUGGAUGGAGCAUGGAUCAUUGACGAACUAUCUAUCUCUCGAGUUCUCCAACCUAUUGGAUCGAGACAAGUUCAUACUCCUUGAACAGAUCACGGCAGCUAUUCAGUAUCUUCACGACAGACAUGUCAUUCAUGGGAACCUCACUGGGCACAACAUAUUAAUCGAUUCCAGAGGAGACGCUCACGUAACAGAUUUCGGUCUGUCGGCGAUCCUUGCGGAAUGCGAUAGCUCGUCGUGCGAAACCUACUACUCGGGUUCUAUCCGUUGGGCUGCACCUGAGUUGAUAAACCUUACAGAUGAAGAAGCUGGAAAGCCGACAACCUGCUCCGACGUUUACUCGCUCGGUUGCAUACUACUUCAGGUGCUAUCCGGAAAGGUCCCUUAUCAUUGGCUGGAAGACCCUUUCCAUAUCAUGGUUGCCAGACACCAGGGUAUGCAACCCAUGGCAGCAGACAGUUCAGUAGACAGGCGCCACAUACCCCUUCUUCAAGAAUGCUGGUCAAAGUCUUCUGACAGACCAACAAUUGACCACGUUCUCAGUUAUGUGCAAAGUGCAUUGCCACCAUAGUGAUCGCAGGCAAUUGCUAUGAACAAUCCAAUGUCAUGCUCUUUUCUUUGUUGUUAUUUUUAUUCCAUUAGGUAGCAACAGUUGCACACUCAGGUCAGGUCUUUUAUUGUAACCCUUACAAACGCUGGUUUUGUCGAAUAUAU